GCCUCUGGAACUAGACCCAGCCCGGCAGUGCAACCCCGCCCCCCUGGAGUAGUGACCAGGAGUAAGAGCUGUGGGCGGCAGUUGGGGGCUCUCCUGACAGCCGGUCUCACACCUGCCCAGGCUGCCACCCACCCUCCCUGCGCCACUGCCCCGGUCCAGACCCCCAGUCCUUCAAACAUACACACAUACACCGGCGGGCAGGAGCUGUGCACACACCGAGAGCAGGAUGAACUCGCUGUUCAGGAAGAGAAACAAAGGCAAAUACAGCCCCACCGUGCAGACCAAGAGUAUCUCCAGUAAAGAGCUAUCAGAGUUGAUUGAGCAGCUUCAAAAAAAUGCCGAUCAGGUGGAGAGAAACAUCGUGGACACUGACUCCAGGAUGCAAAGUGACCUGGCAAAGAUCAAGGAGGGCCAGCCUGCUCAAUACCAAGAACACUCACUCCAGAAGAUUUCUGAAUCUGAAAAACUCCUCUACGUUUUGGAGGGAGAUGCAGCUAUUGCUAAGCACAUGAAACACCCCCAGGGAGAUAUGAUUGCAGAAGAUAUCCGGCAAUUGAAGGAACGAGUAGCAAACCUACGCACGAAGCACAAUCAGAUUUACACUUUGACUGUUAAAGAGGUGGAUCCAAAGGUCAACUGGUCAUCUGUGGUUGAUGAGAAACUGGACAUGCUUGGCAAUCAGAACUUUGGGACAGACCUGCCAUUAGUUGACCACCAAGUAGAGGAACACAAUAUCUUUCACAAUGAGGUCAAAGCUAUUGGACCCCAUAUUGCCAAGGAAGGAGAUAAGGAACAGAACAAUGACCUCCAGGCCAAGUAUCAGAAACUACUGGCAGGAUCCCAGGCAAGGCAGCAGCACCUGAGCUCACUUCAGGACUACAUGCAGCGCUGCACCAAUGAACUGUACUGGUUGGACCAGCAGGCCAAAGGUCGGAUGCAAUAUGACUGGAGCGACCGAAACCUAGACUACCCUAGCCGCCGACGCCAAUAUGAGAAUUUCAUCAACCGGAACCUGGAGGCCAAAGAGGAGAGAAUUAACAAGCUACACAGUGAAGGCGAUCAGCUGCUGGCUGCUGAACACCCAGGGAGGAAUUCGAUUGAGGCUCACAUGGAGGCAGUCCAUGCUGACUGGAAGGAAUAUCUGAACCUGCUCAUCUGUGAGGAGAGUCAUUUGAAAUACAUGGAGGAUUAUCACCAGUUUCACAAAGACGUCAAAGAUGCCCAGGAAUUGCUGAGGAAGGUAGACACAGACCUAAACCAGAAAUACAGUCCUGAAUUCAAGGACAGAUACCAAAUUGAAUCUUUACUACAGGAACUGGAUGAUCAGGAAAAAGCUCUGGACAAGUACGAUGAUGUGAUACGGUCUCUACAGAAACGUGGCCAGCAACUGGUACCCCUCAAGUACCGCCGUGAAACACCUCUCAAACCUAUCCCUGUGGAAGCACUCUGUGAUUUUGAAAGUGAACAGGGCCUGAUUUCUCGUGGACAUAGCUACACUCUACAGAAGAACAAUGGGGAGAGCUGGGAUAUUACAGAUAGCUCUGGGAACACACUCAGUGCCCCUGCUGUCUGUUUCAUGAUUCCUCCUACUGAUCCUGAGGCCCUUGCACUCAUUGACAGCCUAAGCAAUCAAUACCGCAGUGUGAAGCAGAAAGCAGCUGGGAGUAAGGCUGCUCUAAAGCAGCGGUAUGAGAUUCUCAAGACAGAGAACCCUGGAGACGCAUCUGAUCUCCAGGGACGGCAACUGCUUGCCAGCCUGGACAAGGUGAACAGUGACCUAGAAAGGCAGGAAAAAGCAAUCACUGCCAUCCUAAGGCCUCCCCUUGAACAGAGCCGGGCAGUGCAGGACAGUGCUGAACGGGCCAAGGACCUCAAGAAUAUCACCAAUGAACUUCGUCGAAUUGAACCAGAGAAGACACGGAGCACUGAUGAGUGUGAUGCCUUCAUUGGAGCACUUCCUGACAGUGGCAGCACUCUGUUGCUGAGGACCCGAGUAGAAGAUACCAACCGCAAAUACGACCGUCUUGUUCAAUUACUCAAUUCGGCUCAGGAAAAGGUAGAUGGAGCCAACCGCCUUGAAAACAGCCUUCAGCAAGGUAGAGAGCUGCUGGCCAAGUAUGAGAACCAGUUAUCCUUAGAUGAUACAGUCCCUGAGAAUGGACAGUCACUGGAUAACAAGAGGCAGGAGCUAGCAGCUAUUGCCUCCGAACUGCAAGCCAACAGAUCUCUCCUCAGUGAGGCUGAUCAGAACCUGCAAAGGACCAAGAAGUGUUCUAGUACUCUGGCCAGCCGGUUCCAGGAGCACUGCGCAGACAUCGAACGGCAGGAAGCAGAAGUCAACAAGCUCAAUCAACGGUUUGACAACCUCAUUAAGCAGAUCAACAACAGGUCCCAGAGUCUGCAGAAAGCUAAAAGUGCAUAUGCCGACUACCGCAGCGGCUAUGAUCAUGUGACCCAGUUUCUGUCCAAUAUUCCCAAUUACGAACCCCAAGAGACUGACAGCUUAAGUCAGAUUGAAACAAAGCUGAAGAAUCAAAAGAAUCUCCUAGAUGAAAUUGGAGGACGGGAACAAGAGGUGCAGAAAGUGUACGACCAUGCCCAGCAGUACCAGCAAGCUGUGAAGGAUUAUGAAUUAGAAGCCGAAAAACUAAGAUCCCUUCUUGACCUGGAAAAUGGAAGGAACGUCCACACAAACAAGAGGGCUAGACGCCAAUCACCUGCAGCCAAAGUAAAGGAAGAGGAAGCUUUUCUUGCUGCCAAAUUCACUGAAGUUAAUGCUAUCAACAGACAAAGAUUGCAGAAUUUGGAAUUUGCUCAGAAUCUUCUGAGACAGCAGCCAGAGAUAGAAGUGACACAUGAAUCCACUCAAGGCAAAGAACCAGUGACAGAAGAAACCUGGAGGAUUAAGAAAGCACUAGAUGAAGAGACUCAGCGUAGACAGCAGCUAGAGAAUGAAGUCAAAAGCACUCAGGAUGAAAUUGUCAUCCUGAAGAAUAAGAAGCCACAGGAAUCUGUGAUAAGAAAAGAAGUAUUAAAGAAGGUACCUGAUCCUGAAUUGGAAGAAAGCCUCCACAGGAUGCAGCAAACCUUAGGGGAGGAGCAGCGUAAAAACAAAGAGUUACAGGAUGAGCUAGAGGAUAUGAAGCUAAAGCUACGCUCACUGGAGCAUGAAACAAGGGAAGGGGGUCAAGAGUAUGUGGUCAAAGAAGUAUUGCGUAUUGAGCAAGAUAAAGCCCAAGCUGAUGAAGUCCUAAAAUUAAGAGAGGAGCUAGAAGAACUGAGAAGACAGAAAGGAACCCGAGAAACUGAGGUCAUUCUCUUACAGCAGCGAAUUGCUGCCCUGUCUGAGGAGAAGAACAAAGAGCAGGAGACAAUCACAGAGAAGGAAGUAGUGAAACUACAGAAUGACCCCCAACUAGAGACAGAAUAUAGGCUAUUACAGGAGCAGCAACAAAAAGAGAGUGCCCAAAGGGAAAAGCAAGAAGAAGAGCUCAGUUUCCUGCAAGACAAGCUCAAGAGACUAGAGAAAGAACGAGCUAUGGCUGAAGGAAAAAUUACAGUCAAGGAAGUAUUAAAAGUGGAAAAAGAUGCAGCAAUAGAAAGAGAAGUCAAUGACCUCAAACGUCAGUAUGAAGAUGAAGCAUCAAAAUCUCGCUCUAGUCAGAGAGAAAAGACUGAACUCCUCCGGAAGAUCUGGGCCCUAGAAGAGGAAAAUUCCAAAGUAGUUGUGCAAGAAAAAGUACGUGAGAUUGUCCGACCAGACCCCAAGGCUGAAAGCGAAGUAGCCAAUCUCCGUUUGGAACUUGUAGAACAGGAGAGAAAGUACCGAGGUGCAGAGGAGCAGCUAAAGAGCUACCAAAGUGAACUGGAGGCUCUUCGGAAGAGAGGCCCACAGAUAGAGGUAAAAGAAGUAACAAAAGAAGUAAUUAAGUAUAAGACUGACCCAGAGACCGAGAAGGAACUUCAACGACUCAGAGAAGAAAUUGUAGACAAAACCAGAUUGAUUGAAAGAUGCGAUUUAGAAAUCUACCAGCUGAAGCAAGAAAUCCAGUCCUUGAAAGAUACCAAACCCCAAGUGCAGACCAAAGAAGUAGUUCAAGAGAUACUCCAAUUCCGUGAAGACCCCAAAACCAAAGAAGAGGUAGAGUCCUUAAGACUGAAAUUAUCAGAAGAACAGAAAAAACAGGUAGAUUUAGACAGAGAAAGGUUAUCCCAAGAGGACAAAAUCAAACAAAAGGAAGUGGAACUGUCACGGGUGAAAGAAAAAGUAGUUGAGCAAGAAGUUGUAAAAUAUGAACAAGACCCUGCCAUGAGAGCUGAGGUAGAUUCCUUCACAGAAAGCAUUGACAAUGAACUGAGGCAGAUUGACAAUCUUCGAGGAGAACUUCGAAAAUUACAGCGGAGAAGGGCUGAGCUCGAGCAUCAGCUAGAAGAGCUGGAGAGAGAACGGCAAGCUCGAAGGGAGGCUGAGCUUGAGGUCCAGCGGCUAAAGCUUCGGCUAGCUGAUCUGGAGAAAGAAGAAGGGGAGACCAAAGAAAAGGUGACCCUAAAACAGAAAGUGGUUCUCCAGCAGGACCCCCAGCAGGCAAAGGAACACUCUCUUCUCAAACUCCAACUGGAAGAAGAAAAGCACCGUCGGCAAAUAUUGGAGAGUGAGCUUGAAGCCCUGAAAAAGAAACUCCUUACCCUUGAGAAGAUGGAAGUGAAAGAAAAAGUGGUCUUCUCAGAAAGUGUUCAAGUAGAAAAAGGUGACACAGAACAAGAAAUUCAGAAACUGAAGAACAGUUUGGAGGAAGAGAGUCAUAUCAAAAGGGAGCUAGAUGCAGAGGUGAACCGGCUAGAGGCCAAGUUAUCUGAACUGGAAUUCCAUAAUUCCAAGUCAUCCAAGGAAUUGGACUUUUUAAGGGAAGAAAACCACAAACUUCAUUUAGAAAAGCAGAAUCUACAAAUGGAGACCAGAAGGCUGCAAUCAGAAAUUGAAAUGACAACAACACAAACUCAAGAUUUAAGAAACAUGACUUCAGUGGACUGUGGGGCAAAUUUAGACUCUAGACUCUGGUCCCUGGAAAGAGAACUGGAUGAUCUCAAGAGGAUCUCCAGAGAUAAAGAUAAUGAGAUUGAUGAGUUGCAUAAGCGUCUAGGGUCAGUGGCAGUUAAGAGGGAGCAGAGAGAGAACCAUUUACGUCGCUCCAUUGUGGUUAUUGACCCUGAUACUGGUAGAGAGCUUUCCCCAGAGGAAGCCCACAGGGCUGGUCUCAUUGAUUGGAACAUGUUUGUGAAGCUCAGAAGCCAGGAGUGUGACUGGGAAGAGAUAUCAGUCAAAGGACCAAAUGGAGAAUCUUCUGUUAUACAUGACAGAAAGUCUGGAAAGAAGUUCUCUAUUGAAGAUGCCUUAAAGAAUGGAAGGCUAACCCCAGCUCAGUAUGAUCGAUAUGUUAACAAGGAUAUGUCCAUUCAGGAGCUAGCUGUUUUAGUGUCUGGGCAAAAGUAGACAUAAAGCUUCAGUCUUUUCAAGCUGAUAUCCUUCCUUCUGACCCUCAAAAGCAGGUGAUUGGUCUUGUCUCAUCAAAGAUGAUACUGCGUUUCUACCACUCUGCCUCUGACAUGCCCUCAGACCCAGUAUGUAUACAUGUCAACAUUUUAGUUAUACUCUUGCUUGGACAGUUGCUCAGGACAGAGCUAAUGUGACUACAAGUGGAAAGGGCAAUUGGGUAAGAACGAAUGAAACUUGUCCCCAACCAUUUAACCUACUGACUUACCUGGAAAUAUUCCCAGGGAAAUCCUACUUUUUGAUGAAAUGGUUUAAUUAGUAAAUAUGCACUUUUUUCCUCUAUUGCUAAACACUCUUCCUUUCAAUAUAUUCUUUUUGGUUUCCCUCUAUGACAUUCUCCCUUCUCCUUUCUUGGAAUAAAAGUAUUCCAAAACCGUGGAAGGUUGAUUUAAUUAAGCCUGGCAAGGCUUUUCUGGUCGAAAAUCUUCAGUUGUUAUUCUGCUGACAAGAAAUACUAGAUGUUUGCUAGAAAAGGCAAAAAGAAAAAAAAAAAACAACCAGCAGCAAACAGAAGAAACUUAAGUAGAAUUUGAUUCAACUGGUAUUUUUAUCCAUCUUAUGUCCUUGAAAAAUAUGCUAUGUAAGAGAGUGGUUUGUUACUGUAAAAUUAAAAUAUUUUAAUAGUAAAAGAUGUUACUAUAAACAUUGGCAGCAGUGCCUUAUGAAUCUUGCUUUACCUCAUAGCAUUUAGGUAAAAAACAUGUUGAUUAUUUACCAAAUGAAAAUCCAGUUAUGUAUAUCUCAUUUAUUCUGUAUGAAAAUGGGAAAUGAUAGGGAAUUUUAUUUAUAGUAUGGAAAUAAAAAUCUGGUGGCUUGAA
This is a messenger RNA of Vombatus ursinus (common wombat), 6369 nucleotides long. It is a transcript of the gene PPL, whose product is annotated as periplakin. Bases 227 to 5491 code for a protein of 1754 amino acids. Gene Ontology annotation, biological process: wound healing; intermediate filament cytoskeleton organization. Gene Ontology annotation, cellular component: membrane; cytoplasm; intermediate filament. The record is from RefSeq and is a predicted model, not a curated record. The transcript is spliced from 22 exons. Gene Ontology annotation, molecular function: cadherin binding; structural molecule activity. NCBI's taxonomy places the organism in Eukaryota, Metazoa, Chordata, Mammalia, Diprotodontia, Vombatidae.